CUUACCUUUCUCUUUUUUCAAGGUAAAAUAUCUAUCUCAUUUUAAGUGCAAAAAUAUUUGGGGAUUUCAUGCAAUGCUAAGAGUAAAAGUGAGAAAGAGAGUGCUAGUGCAGUCUAAUGCAGAAACAGAAAACAGAUCACUUAUGUCGUUAAUCUCGACAUUCCACUUGGGAAUUCAAAGAUGGCAUGGGAGCUUCACAUGUGUCUCGUACGCUAUUUUUUACGUCUAGAAAGGCUGGAUGACAAAUGGAAGGAAUUAUCGAAAAAGGCUGAGAGAUCGCUCGAAGGUCUAGCUAAUCGAAUAGAGCAAUUGCGCCAUGUCACGAAUGAAAAAAUAGACGGAGCAGAAAAUAGCAUAGAUCAGGAAACGCGGGAAAGAUUGAUAUUUAAAGUCCUUAUGGACCUCGAGGAAGAAAUUGCACUUCUUUCGAAUAUCCUGAUGCAAUUUAAUGAUAUCAAUCAGGAUUUGAAGAAUUAUUUGGUUAAUUUAGAAAACGCUAGAAACAAGAUAUCUUUAAAGGACAAAUUAAUGCAAGAAUUAAUUAAGGGAACAUCUUAUCGACCAACGCUUGAACUACUCCUGCAAUGGGCUACGGAGAGUUAUCAAUUUUUUCAUAAUAUGUAUCUUCGUAUCAGCGAUUGUAUGAAAUCAAUUGAUUACAAGACAGAGGAGACUGUCAGCAAUCUGAUUUCUUCUUUCAUGGAAGAGGAUCGUGGAAGAAAAUACAUAAAUAGCCACAAGAAAUUGCUUAUCAUCGAUCUGUAGCGCUCGCCGUUGACGGUUAUGGCAACGCCCGCUUUGUUUUAGAAGAAGUACGGACCGAUGAUUCCGCCAGACCAAAAUCCGCAUCAAACAGUGACUUUCUCGGGAUGCAUUUGGAGCUGGUGUAUCUCGCGUGGAAUUGUCCCAAUUUUGACAAUUUUGCUUGUUCACAUAUCCAUUCAAAAAUGAGCCUCAUCGCUAAAGAUGAUUUGUUUGGCGAAAUUUGGAUUAACUUCCAACUGCUCCAGAACCUAAUCAGCGAACACACGGCGUUGUCUAUGGUCGUUUACCUUAAGUUCCUGGGUCAGUUGAAUUUUAUAGGGGUGCAGACCCAAGUCCCGACGCAAAAUUUACCAAGUUGAAGUCGCAGAAAGGCCAAGGUUCUUGUGAACGAGAAAUUGGCCUCGGGUUUUCCCGUACACUCUCACGUAUAACAGACGAUGUUUUCAGCAGACCUUGCGUUUCGGCGACUGAUGUUGGUUGAUUAUUUAUCGAAUCGGUUGACUCGAAUUUGGCCACCAAACGUCGAAUAGUCGACUCGGCAGGAUGGUUGUGGCGAGAAUAAA
Molecule: messenger RNA, 1328 nt
Organism: Atta colombica
Lineage: Eukaryota; Metazoa; Arthropoda; Insecta; Hymenoptera; Formicidae
Exons: 6
Coding region: 181-765 (194 amino acids)
Source: RefSeq, a predicted model, not a curated record